CGAUCCUCCCACACAAGUUAGUUUACAAUGGGGUUCGACCUGAAAGCCCGCCUCCGCAGCUACUUUGACAAGUCCAACCCACUACUUAGUGCCUUCAAAUGUAUAGCUUUCUCCCAGCUCAUAGGACCUAAACGUAUAGUAUAUUGACAAGGUCUCGCACUCCCCGGCGUCCAGCUAUAUGGACGGUCUACAGAUCCACCGACCAUGAACCGGGGACCUCAGUCCAGCGCCGCGCGUUCGCGCAGUGGUUUAUGGAAGUUUCACCGCACUUCAUCGCCUACGAAGACACGACCUCGCUGCCAGCGCUCGCGGCCGCCGCCCACGGGACCGUCCUCGAGCUGGGGCCCGGAUCCGGCAACCAGCUGCAGCGAUACAAGACCGACCAGAUCACCGCCAUCUACGGCGUGGAGCCCAACGCGGCGUUCCGCGCGGCGCUGACCGCCAGGAUCGCGGCGCUGCAGCUGGACGCCCUGUACGUGCCGGUGUUCUGCGACGUCAUGGACCGCGCGGCCCUUGAGAGGCACGGGCUCGUCGCCGAGAGCGUCGACUGCGUGACCAGCUUCGGCGUGCUGUGCUCCGUCGAGCACCCGGAGCAAGUGGUCGCCCAGCUCUGGCGGCUGUUGAAGCCCGGGGGCGAGUUGGUUGUCUGGGAGCACGCGGCGAGUGCGGACUGGGUUACCUGGGUCGUGCAGAAGAUCUGGAACCUGGUGUGGCCUGUGGCGUUGGAUGGGUGUCGUUUGGAUCGCCCCAUUGCUGAUAUCCUGCUCAAGUCGGCGGAUUGGGAGAUUGUGGAGCUAAGGGAGGAGGGCGAGAAGUGGAGUAUGAUGCCGAGGGUCUCGGGGAUAUUGAGGAAGGUGCAGCGGGGGUGACAUGUUUAUAGAUGGUUGAAGGGCUGGGUGGAAGCGAUUAUAGUCAUGGGGGCUUGUUUUGCCGCUAUAGUCGUGACUACUGCUCAAUGGGAGACGGCGAGGACGAGAUGUGGCAUAGAUAGCCGGCAAAACACGCUGACUCUAG
This is a messenger RNA of Aspergillus fijiensis CBS 313.89, 1014 nucleotides long. RefSeq names its product class I SAM-dependent methyltransferase. Bases 252 to 869 code for a protein of 205 amino acids. NCBI's taxonomy places the organism in Eukaryota, Fungi, Ascomycota, Eurotiomycetes, Eurotiales, Aspergillaceae. The record is from RefSeq and is a predicted model, not a curated record. The transcript is spliced from 3 exons.